This is a messenger RNA of Setaria italica (foxtail millet), 3731 nucleotides long. RefSeq names its product 5'-3' exoribonuclease 4. Gene Ontology annotation, molecular function: 5'-3' RNA exonuclease activity; zinc ion binding; RNA binding. NCBI's taxonomy places the organism in Eukaryota, Viridiplantae, Streptophyta, Magnoliopsida, Poales, Poaceae. Gene Ontology annotation, cellular component: nucleus. The record is from RefSeq and is a predicted model, not a curated record. Gene Ontology annotation, biological process: nuclear-transcribed mRNA catabolic process. Bases 233 to 3307 code for a protein of 1024 amino acids. The transcript is spliced from 21 exons.
AGCCGCAGUGGUCGAGACGGAAGAGCCCAACCCGCAAGCGCGAAACAAUCGCCCUCCUUCCCGCAGCCUCGCCCCCUUCCUCCCCGUCCCCCACCCAGAUCGAACCGAAGAGGGAGGAGGCAGCAGCAACCACCGCACGCCACUGCCGCGCUAGAAGCUUCCAGAAGCGCCGCCCCGCGAGAGGGAGGCCUGAGCACGGGGGAGAUCCGGCGGCAGGGCAGGUCGGUCGGAGAUGGGAGUCCCGGCGUUCUACCGGUGGCUGGCGGACCGCUACCCGCUGACGGUGUCGGACGCGGAGGAGGAGGAGCCCGUGGAGCUCGAGCCCGGCGCCUUCGUCCCCGUCGACCUCCGCCGCCCCAACCCCAACGGCAUCGAGUUUGACAACCUCUACCUCGACAUGAAUGGCAUCAUUCACCCCUGCUUCCACCCCGAAGGCCGGCCGGCGCCCACCACCUAUGACGAGGUGUUCAAGUCGAUUUUUGAUUACAUCGACCACCUCUUCGGCCUCGUCCGCCCCAGGAAGCUCCUCUACAUGGCCAUUGAUGGUGUUGCUCCAAGGGCAAAAAUGAAUCAGCAGAGGUCCAGGCGAUUCCGGGCUGCAAAGGACGCAGCUGAUGCGGCAGCCGAGGAGGAGAGGCUGAGGAAGGAAUUUGAGGCAGAGGGUAGGACUCUAGCCCAGAAGGAGAAGUCAGAGGCAAUCGACUCGAAUGUCAUUACUCCCGGGACGCAGUUCAUGUUUGUACUAUCUACGGCGCUUCAGUACUACAUACAACUGAGAUUGAAUCAUACACUUGGAUGGCAGUCUGUCAAGGUAAUAUUGUCUGAUUCCAAUGUCCCUGGUGAGGGAGAGCACAAAAUUAUGUCAUACAUCCGCCUGCAGCGCAAUCUUCCUGGCUUUGAUCCCAAUACACGUCAUUGCUUAUAUGGCCUGGAUGCUGAUUUGAUUAUGCUUGCUCUGGCAACUCACGAGGUCCACUUCUCAAUUUUAAGAGAGGUGAUCUCCAUGCCAGGGCAACAAGAAAAAUGUUUCCUGUGCGGUCAAGUUGGGCAUUUGGCUGCUGAAUGCAGAGGCCCUAGCCAGGUUGAUAGUGCUGUGGAGCUACCUCCUAUCCAUAAAAAGAAAUACCAGUUUCUUCACAUAUGGGUGUUGCGUGAAUACCUGGCAAAGGAUUUGGAAAUUGUAGAUGCUCCAUUCAAGAUAAACUUUGAACGGCUUAUCGAUGAUUUUGUGUUUAUGUGUUUCUUUGUUGGCAACGACUUUCUGCCUCACAUGCCGACUUUGGAAAUUCGUGAGGGUGCCAUUAAUCUUCUGAUGAGUAUCUACAGGGCAGAGUUCAUAUCAAUGGGUGGUUACCUGACCGAUGGGGGCGAGGUUGUAUUGGACCGUGUGGAACAUUUCAUUCAGUCCGUUGCUUUCAAUGAAGAACAAAUUUUCCAGAAACGUGCACGCAUUCAACAGGCACGCGAGAACAAUGAAGAGAGAAACAAAAUACAGAGAGAAAGUACCGAGGAGAAUCAAUAUGUGGACAAGGUCUGUUUUUCCCAUAAAAUUUCUGAAUAUGUUUGUUCAGUAAUGUCUCUGAUGAUUGUAAGUAUGAAAAUUGUUUGCUGUCCCUCAUUCUCUUUCUACCUUCAGGUCAAGUUAGGAGAGCCAGGAUACAGGGAGCGGUACUAUGCUGAAAAGUUUAAAGAAGAGGCAGAAUCAAAACCCAUUGAUCAAGUUCGGAGAGAUGUCGUCCAGAAAUAUGUGGAAGGUCUUUGCUGGGUUAUGAGAUACUACUAUCAAGGUGUUUGUUCAUGGCAGUGGUUCUAUCCAUAUCAUUAUGCGCCUUUUGCAUCUGACCUAAAAGACUUGGCUGAAUUGGAGAUUACCUUUUUCUUGGGUCAACCUUUCAAGCCAUUUGAUCAGCUUAUGGGAACACUACCAGCUGCCAGCUCCAAUGCACUGCCAAAGUACUAUGGGGAUUUAAUGACUGAUCCAAAUUCACCUUUGAAGUCUUUCUAUCCCAAAGAUUUUGAGAUAGACAUGAAUGGAAAACGUUUUGCAUGGCAGGGUGUUGCAAAGUUACCUUUUAUUGAUGAAACACGUCUGCUUGCCGAAACAAGAAAACUAGAAGAUACAUUGACAGAAGAAGAGAAAUUCAGGAACACGACAAUGUUUGACAUAAUAUAUGUUCGGGAAACUCAUCCAUUGACUGCUCAGAUUGCGUUCCUGUAUCGGAUGUACAACCAUCUACCAAGAACAGAUCCUUAUGUUAUUCCCAUUGAUCCUGCUGCUAGUGGUGGAAUGAAUGGGUUCCUUUGUUUAUCUGAAAGGAACUGGUAUAGCAUCACUGUAACAUCUCCAGUUAAGUGCUUCAACGGCAUUGCCCAAAACAGAGUUUUGAAUGCUACGUAUCUUAAUCCUCAGUAUCACAAACACAUCCCGGAGCCCCCAGUGGGGGUCAUCGUACCUGGGAAGAUAUUGAAGCCUAGUGAUUUCAAACCCUUUCCUGUGUUGUGGCAUGAAGAUAAUAGUCGUCGGCAAGCAAGAGAAAGGCCUCAGGUUUCUGGAGCUUUGUCAGGUUCUCUCUUAGGACAAGCUGCACACCGUCUGGUGAAAAACUCCCUUCAGAUCAAAUCUGGUAGCGCUGCUGGGCUACUUGAGAUGCCAUAUAGAGGUGCACCCUAUGGCCCUGGAAACAGACCAAGGCCUGCUGGACCAUUGGGAUAUGAGAGGGGUUUUGUGGACAACCCACACCAUGCACACACGUCCAGAAGUGUCCCGAACUCUCAUCCUCAGUUCUUUGGUGAUGCUCAAGCUAACAGACAGCCUAUGCGGAUACUGGAACGUCCAAACUCCGGAAGCCAUGAAGCUGGUAUCCAUGCAUCAAUGUCAAAACUGACAAUCCAUGAAGGGCCAAGGCUUCAUCAGAAUAACAGGAUGCAGAAUUCCGGGUACUGGCCCAACCAACCACAUCCUAAUCACUAUGCUGGACCCCCACCUCAGCAGCCUAUGCAGAAUAUCAGUUUCACACCUCAGCGGCCUUUCCAAACUGGAGGAUUCCCGCAGCAGCGACCAGUAAAUGGGGUUCCACCACCAUUACCUCCCAGUAACUGGAUUGGCAAGCAACCAACUGGAGGCCCCCCAGGUGUUCCUGCAAAGCAUGAUCCAAGGACAGCUCCGGAUAGACAGCUUAAGCAGGAUAACCCAAGAUCGCAACAGGAUAAGAGACAACAGGCUACCAAGGUAUACCGUGUCAAAACCCAAGCUACUAAUGGUAACGGUUUGUCAGAGUCAGGUAAACAGGAAGAACCCGCAGCAUAACUGGGCUGCUGAGCUGCUGGAGAUCCGAAUGCUGUGUUGCGGGCAUCCUGCUGCCAGGAGAUAAACAAGCUCGUGGUGUAAACAGGCAUAGUGUUUCCAUGUAUCCCUGUAAUUUAUAUUCGAUUGUUGAAUUGUUUUGUUGUAUUACCUGAAAAGGAGUUGGUUACAUUUAGGACAAGGGAUUUAGAAGGAGCCUUGUUAGUUGUUAGGACAGGAUAUGGGCAUGCACUGCUGUAGUAGAGCUGUUAGUUGGAUAGCUGAAACUUUUGUGCUGACUGCUGAAUAAUCUCCCUUGCUCGGCGCGAAGGAUGAAUCACCUGCCCUGCUGUAUCUUGUGAAAGAGUUGCGGGCAGGUAUUCUUGGCCCUUCCGCGGAGCGAAGGUAAAUAAACCUCGACUUCAUGCAAUAUUCUGUUUUUUUUUUG